Molecule: messenger RNA, 1894 nt
Organism: Zingiber officinale
Lineage: Eukaryota; Viridiplantae; Streptophyta; Magnoliopsida; Zingiberales; Zingiberaceae
Product: mannan endo-1,4-beta-mannosidase 6-like
Exons: 6
Coding region: 1-1509 (502 amino acids)
Molecular function (GO): hydrolase activity, hydrolyzing O-glycosyl compounds
Source: RefSeq, a predicted model, not a curated record
AUGGUUUAUGAUUUACCAAACUAUCAGUGCUUCACUGACAGGGGAGUGAACUUGUUUGUUGAUAGUAGACGACCAAUAAGUAACCGCCAUUAUUUACUCACGGUUUGGCCCACUGCGCGCCGCGUAGUAGGCCCCACUGGAACAACGAAUAGAAGGGAGAGUGAAUAUGGUUUCGCCUUUCGCGGAUUGCAGAAGAGAGAAAUGAAGGGGCGGCGAGUCUACUCGCUCCUCGGCAUCCUCCUCCUCGUCGCCGUGGGCUACCUCAACUGGUCGUCCGGCGGAGGCGGCGGGAUUCGGGUCCCGAUCCCGUGGCUGCAGCCGCGAAUGGGGUUCGUCGGCCGGAAUGGGACCCAGUUCGUUGACCUCGACGACGGGUCGCCGAUCUACGUCAACGGUUGGAACUCCUACUGGCUGAUGGUAUCCGAAUCCGGAUAUUGGAUGGUAGAGAUGCUAAGGCGCGGGCGCGCCAUGGGGAUGUCGGUGUGUCGGACGUGGGCGUUCAGUGACGGUGGCCCUAAUGCGCUUCAGAUCUCCCCCGGACGCUUCGACGAAAGGAAGUUCCAGGCGUUGGAUCUUGUCAUAUACGAAUCAAGGAAAAAUGGCAUCAGGUUAAUUCUUAGCCUUGUCAAUAAUCUCAAAGCAUUUGGCGGGAAAGCUCAGUAUGUCAGGUGGGCACAAGCUGCUGGGGUUAAUGUGUCAACUUCCUUAGAUCCAUUCUUCUCGGAUUCAACCAUCAAGGGAUACUACAAAGACUUUCUCAAGGCAAUCAUUUCCAGAAAGAACUCCUACAGUGGAGUCAGAUACUCUGAUGAACCUGCCAUAUUUGCUUGGGAACUAAUAAAUGAACCUCGAUGUGAUUCCAACUCAUCCAGCUCACUUCUUCAGGAAUGGAUUGCUGAGAUGGCAUCAUAUGUAAAGAGUUUAGAUGAGAAACAUCUUGUCACAGUGGGGCUUGAAGGGUUUUAUGGACCUGGAAGAACAGAACGGUUGGGGAUAAACCCAGGGGCAUGGGCAGCUUCACUUGGUUCCGACUUUAUAAAGAACUCAGCAAUUGAGAAUAUAGAUUUUGCUUCUGUGCACGCAUAUCCUGAUAGCUGGAUACCAAAGGCAACGCUGGAAGAAAAAGUAAAGUAUCUCUCAAGUUGGGUUGAUUCUCAUAUCAAUGAUAGUGAGCAUUUGCUGAAGAAACCAGUCUUGUUCUCAGAGGUUGGUUCACAAUUGCAUGUUAAGAAAAAUGGGUCAUACGACAGAGACAUAUUACUAAAAAUAGUUUAUGAUAAAGUGUAUGAGUCAGCCAGUAAGGGGCAUGCUGGAGCUGGUGCUCUCAUUUGGCAAUUGGUUGUUGAAGGAAUGCAAAGAUAUCAUGACGAAUUUUCUCUAGUAGCAAGGGAGCACCCCUCCACAUAUAAGCUGAUAUUGCAACAAUCUUGUAGAUUACAGAACUCGCUUAAGAAAAACGAAAAUGCUAGUCGAGAAAUCAACCAUAUCUGCAUGGAUUUGCCACCCUAAGAACUUGGAACGUUGUUUGUUUCCUUAAUCAUUGCAAUUCCAAGGAUGAUCAAAGGCAUUAAAUUGACAGAGAAGACUUUUUGCAACAUGGAGAAGCUACCGUGGAAAUUUGCUUAUCAUACUGAAAAUGAUCAUUGCUUGCUUAUUCCAAAUGAAAUUUACCUUCAAAUUCAUGUUUUGUGAAUCUGAGCUGCCACCAAAGUCAUUAGAAAAGAAGGAUGCAAGAUGAAGAGCAGGAUGUUUCUGUAUGGUAUAUACGCAAUUCUACAAUUAUUUUUUUUCACACGAAAACAUAUACAUUGUACCUCAAAUUGAAAAUUCAGUAGUGACUGCUAGUGAACUUUUUCAUUGAAAGAUGAAUUGAAAAUUUUGAAGAAUUAUGCUA